Prunus armeniaca (apricot) is the source of this 1602-nucleotide messenger RNA. The record is from the annotation of a GenBank genome assembly. Lineage: Eukaryota; Viridiplantae; Streptophyta; Magnoliopsida; Rosales; Rosaceae.
AUGCAGCUUCACAUAUCACCCAGCUUGAGGCAUGUAACUGUGUUUCCAGGGAAGGGAGUUAGAGAAUUCAUCAAAGUGAAAGUUGGGUCGAGGCGGCUUUCGUACCGGAUGCUCUUCUACUCCAUUCUCUUCUUCACAUUUCUUCUCAGGUUUGUGUUUGUUAUGACAGCAGUGGACACCAUUGACGGAGAACGCAAGUGCUCCACAAUAGGUUGCUUGGGGAAAAGACUAGGACCCAAGAUUUUGGGAAGAAGGCUUGACUCUACUGUCCCAGAAGUGAUAUACCAAAUAUUAGAAGAACCCAUCGGCAAAGAUGAAUUACAAGGAAGAUCUGAUAUUCCUCAGUCCUUGGACGAAUUUAUGGCUGAGAUAAAGGAAGGCAAAUCAGAUGCAAAGACCUUUGCUGUCAAGCUCAGAGAUAUGGUCACACUUCUUGAGCAGAGAACAAGAAAUGCCAAAAUCCAAGAGUACUUGUACCGGCAUGUAGCAUCAAGCAGCAUACCUAAACAGCUUCAUUGCCUGGCCUUGAGGUUAGCCAAUGAGCAUGCCUCCAACGCAGCUGCUCGCCUCCAGCUCCCUUCUGCUGAACUCGUCCCCGCCCUUGUUGACAACUCCUACUUCCAUUUUGUCCUCGCCUCAGAUAAUGUGCUCGCCGCCUCUGUCGUUGCCACUUCGCUUGUCCGUAACUCAUUGCGCCCUCACAAAGUUGUCCUUCACAUAAUUACAGACAGGAAGACAUAUUAUCCCAUGCAAGCAUGGUUUUCUUUGCAUCCCUUAUCGCCUGCUAUAAUUGAGGUCAAGGCAUUGCACCAUUUUGAUUGGUUUACAAAGGGGAAGGUGCCAGUGUUGGAAGCAAUGGAGAAAGACCAAAAAGUGAGAUCGCAGUUUAGAGGAGGGUCAUCAGCCAUUGUGGCAAACAAUACAGAUAAGCCUAAUGUCAUUGCAGCAAAGUUGCAGGCACUUAGUCCCAAGUACAACUCAGUGAUGAACCAUAUCAGAAUACAUCUACCAGAGAUGUUUCCUAGUCUCGAUAAGGUAGUGUUCUUGGAUGACGAUAUAGUAGUCCAAACGGAUCUUUCACCGUUAUGGGAUAUCGAUAUGAAUGGAAAGGUCAACGGAGCAGUUGAAACAUGCAGGGGAGAAGAUAACUUUGUGAUGUCAAAGCGGCUCAAGAGUUAUCUGAACUUCUCUCAUCCUUUGAUAUCGAACAAUUUCAAUCCCAAUUCAUGUGCAUGGGCUUAUGGCAUGAACAUCUUUGAUCUAGACGCUUGGAGGAAAACCAACAUAAGCCUUACAUACCACUAUUGGCUUGAACAGAACUUGAAAUCAGACCUGAGCCUGUGGCAGCUAGGAACAUUACCCCCCGGCCUAAUAGCAUUCCACGGCCAUGUCCAUGUUAUUGAUCCGUUUUGGCACAUGUUGGGACUGGGAUAUCAGGAAAACACAAGUUCUGCUGAUGUUAAGAGUGCUGGUGUCAUCCAUUUCAAUGGGAGAGCAAAGCCUUGGCUAGAGAUUGCUUUUCCGAAACUUCGGCCAUUUUGGGCAAAAUAUGUCGACUUCUCAGAUAAAUUCAUCAAGAGCUGUCAUAUAAGGGCAUCCUAG